AUGGGGCGGCGGGCGCUGCGCCGGGUGCUGGUCCUGGCGCUGGGGCUGAGCCUGAGCCUGCUGGCGCUGCUCUGCGGUCCGUGCGCCGCAGCGCUGCCCGCGGCCGAUGAAGAAGGAAAUCAAGAUGAAUCACUGGAUUCAAAGACUUUAUCUGCAGAGGACCAGGUAAAGGACCAUUCCACAGGAACUCGAGUAGUAGCAGGUCAGAUCUUCCUUGAGUCGGGGAAAUCGGACUCUCAGUCAGAGGAUGAAGAGAACUUUCACAGUCAAGAAGAGGAAAAAGAGAAUUCACUGGAAGAGUUGAACUCUCUAGAAAUGUCAAAUCUAUUAAAUAAGGAUUUGGAAGAAGCAGAAAUGCAGAGUCCAGUGUUGACAGCUAUUGGAGGCACUGCAGAUGGUGAACCUUGCCACUUCCCCUUUUUGUUUAUGGAGAAGGAAUAUGCAGAGUGCACUGCAGAUGGGAGGGAAGAUGGCAGGCUUUGGUGUGCAACAACCUAUGAUUACAAGAAAGAUCAGAAGUGGGGCUUCUGUGAAUCUGAAGAGCAGUCUAAUAAGAGAAGGCAGAUGCAAGAAGCUGAGGAUGUUUAUCAGAUUGGAAUGAAAAUCCUUAAUGAAAGCAGUAAAAAGGCUCAGAAGAAAGUAGCCUAUCAAUAUCUUCUGAAAGCAGCUGACAUGAAUCAUACCAAGGCCAUGGAGAAAGUGUCUUAUGCUUUGUUGUUUGGGGAUUACCUGAAGCAGAACAUCCAGUCAUCAAAGGAACUGUUGGAAAAACUGACAGAAGAAGGUUCUCCGAAAGGCCAAAUGGCUCUUGGAUUUCUGUAUGCAUCUGGUCUAGGAGUCAAUUCUAGUCAAGCUAAGGCCCUGGUGUAUUACACUUUUGGAGCUUUAGGAGGAAAUCUAAUCGCUCAUAUGAUUUUGGGUUACCGGUACUGGGCUGGGAUAGGAGUCCUUCAGAGUUGUGAAUCUGCUCUCACUCACUACCGACUUGUAGCUAAUCAUGUUGCUAGUGACAUUUCUUUGACUGGUGGCACAGUGGUUCAGCGAAUUCGCUUAGCAGAUGAAGUAGAAAAUCCAGGAAUGGCAAGUGGCAUGCUAGAAGAAGACUUGAUCCAGUAUUACCAGUUUUUAGCAGAGAAAGGAGAUGUACAAGCUCAGGUUGGCCUUGGACAAUUACACUUGCAUGGAGGAAGAGGGGUAGAGCAAAACCAUCAGCGAGCAUUUGAGUACUUCAAUCAAGCAGCUAAUGCUGGCAAUUCACAUGCUAUGGCUUUUCUAGGGAAGAUGUACUCAGAAGGAAGUGAUGUUGUACCUCAGAGCAAUGAAACAGCUCUUCAGUAUUUCAAGAAAGCUGCUGAUAUGGGUAAUCCAGUUGGACAGAGUGGAUUAGGAAUGGCUUAUCUCUACGGAAGAGGUGUUCCAGUGAACUAUGAGCUAGCACUGAAGUAUUUCCAGAAGGCUGCAGAACAGGGAUGGGUUGAUGGACAACUUCAGCUAGGUUCCAUGUAUUACAAUGGCAUUGGAGUCAAGAAAGACUAUAAACAAGCUUUGAAAUAUUUUAACUUGGCCUCCCAGGGUGGCCACAUUCUGGCUUUUUAUAACCUGGCUCAGAUGCAUGCUACUGGCACUGGAGUGAUGCGAUCCUGCCAUACUGCUGUUGAGUUGUUUAAGAAUGUAUGUGAACGGGGGCGUUGGUCUGAAAGACUGAUGACUGCCUACAACAGCUAUAAAGAUGGUGACUCAAAUUCUGCAGUGGUUCAGUAUCUUCUUCUGGCAGAACAAGGCUACGAAGUUGCUCAAAGCAAUGCUGCUUUCAUACUUGAUCAGAAGGAAGCUAGCAUAGUAGGAGAAAAUGAAACCUAUCCUCGAGCUUUGCUUCACUGGAAUAGAGCAGCUUCUCAAGGAUAUACUGUUGCAAGAAUUAAACUUGGAGAUUACCAUUUUUAUGGCUUUGGUACUGAUGUUGACUAUGAAACUGCAUUUAUUCACUAUCGACUGGCAUCAGAACAGCAGCACAGUGCUCAAGCAAUGUUUAAUCUGGGCUACAUGCAUGAGAAGGGAUUGGGCAUCAAGCAGGAUAUUCAUCUUGCAAAGCGAUUUUAUGACAUGGCAGCUGAAGCAAGCCCAGAUGCUCAGGUUCCAGUCUUCCUAGCACUUUGCAAACUUGGAGUGAUUUAUUCCUUGCAGUAUGUACGAGAAAUCAAUAUGAGGGAGGUAUUCUCACAUAUUGAUAUGGACCAGCUACUGGGGCCUGAGUGGGACCUCUACCUUAUGACUAUCAUCGCCUUGCUUCUGGGAACAAUUAUAGCUUACAGACAAAGGCAGCACCAAGCGAUUCCCAGACCAGCAGGACUGCGGCCAGCUGUGCCUCAACAAGAACCACCACCAGAGCAUCAACCACCGCAAUAGCAACAAAAGCCUCAGUGAAAGAACUGGAUUUUUCCAAAAGGAACAAUUUUCAUUGUGAUUUAGGACUUUGAAUCAACAGUCCUACCCCCAAAAGAGGCGCAAAAAAAUUUAAAAAAAAGAGUUUGAAAGCUGCUUAGAGUGAUGCCUUUUUUCAGGGAUAAGAAAAUUAUUUUGAAACUGAUUUGAAUGUUAUUUCAGUGCCAAUGGAAUAACACUAUGGCUUUUUUUGUGGAAACACAAGAGUGCUACUACAAAAACGUUGCCUGCUGUAUCUAGUUCCUCUUUAUUCAGAGUCCUUUUCAUCUCCCAAGAGACAGAAGGUUAGCAGUGGAAGAUUUUUGCCUGCUUGAUAGCAGUUGCCCUUUAUAAAAGUAAUAACAAUGAAUAAUUUUAUGACCUAUUUAAGUCCAAGAAGCUGAACUACAUUCAAACUCUAAAAAGACUGAAGCUGUCAUGAACUUAUAUUCUGAUCUACAUCCCAAGUAUUUCUGUAGUCCUUAUUUUAUUACUUUUAAGUAUUUCUUACAGUUUGAUCUCUUAUGCUAUCUUGGAUGGUUUAACAUAGUUCUACAGGGUUUAUCAAUAAUCUAAGCCAGCAAACAUGCCACUCUCCAUUUGUGCUUUUUUGUUUUGAGUAUUUUCCUCCUUUCCCCUCAGACUAGACAGUUCUCAGCAGACAGUAUGUAGUCCAUGAGCUGGACUGGGGCAGUGCCCAGAUCUCACAUACUUCUAAAACUUUUCAGGAACCUGUGUACUUUGUGAUAUUUUAUGACAUACAACCCAAACUGAUAGUGUUCCUAAGUUAUGUAAAUUUACCCUUAUGAAGAGGCUGAGUCUAGAUUACAGAAAGUACCAGUAUUAUUAUUGACACUGACGACAGGACAGAGUGAGAAAUCUCAGUGAGUUAGCUGACUUUUUUUUGGUUUAGAGUUGGAAUUUCUCUAUUUAAUUUUCAACAAUCCUGUUAGUGAUUUGCACUGCAAGAAAGAAAGGUGUGUAUCUCAUGCAUGCAUCUGCUUAGUGCAUCUACAAAAAAGGCCACAAAAAUGCAUACUCUCUACAAAAGGCCAUGGGCUUUAUACCAGUGAUGCUACUCCAAAGCUACAGCAAUUGCCAACCUCUUUUGUACCUGAUACACAUGAGAAAAAUGUCUCUGACUGGGCCAUCUUGAGGACCCCUUGUAACAAGAAAAUCCAAAGAGAAAGAAGACUAGUGGGUUAUGGCUUCUUGAUGCCACCAGGUCAAUGUAAAGGCCUUUUAAUUUGUGUAAAGAAUAUGACCUGUGGACUGAUGAUUUAAGAUUGCAAGAGGAAUCUUCACUUAGUAACGAUUUUCAAUGAACUAUAAUUUCCGGGAUUAGGUGUGGGAAGCAGUUGUAGAGUAGUUUAGAAGCACAAAAUGCAGAAGCGUCUGUUCUGUUCCUAUUUACCAAUGGCAGUUAAAUAUUUGCUUCUGUACUAGCAUUAAAUCCUCUGGAAAGCAGUCUCAGAGCUGAAUGAAAUACAAGAGAGGAAGCUUUAGCUGCUUUCUGAUAAAAGCUGUUAUUUUGAAAGGGUUAAGGGCUUCCUCUCAUGCAAAUAUUUUUCCAGCAGAUUGGCAACAACAUAUUAAUACACAUAAUUUAGAAUUGAGAUUUUGAUAUGAUUUCAUACUUGGUAUGUUUGUAAGGAGACAGCUGCACAGCAGAUUUGUAGUUUGGGAUAGAAGAUAAGCAAUCCAUUCUUUUGUGAAUGGAAAUGUCAAGGAUGGCUAGUAUUAAAGGUACUAGGUAGAACUCAGUACUUCAAAAUGCUUAUGGUGGUUAUGUGAAGACAAAUCUUUCGUGUUAGUGUGCAAGUUUGCAGCAUGUGGUAGAGGAAUAUCUUGUUCAGUCUUAAUCAUCAUUAGCUGAUGGGACAGUAUUGAACUUCUAUGUCGUGUCUAAAAUGUACAGCACUCCCCAGCUGCAUUUUUAAGAUAUCUGUGACUUUUGAACACUCCCUCUGAAGUAUUUUUGCUGCUGUCACUUAAUAGCUCUUUUUAGCUUGGCAUGAAUAAUUUGAGGAUUACAUGGAAAAUGUUUUUCAGUUAAAUACCAUUGGUUGAUUGGUAUUGGUCUCUUAGGAUGUUUAACAAUUUUAUUACUGCAUAAUUAAAAUGUUUUGAUUUUUCUAUUAGAACUAAAUUCUAGAAGCUCUAUCCUAUUUGCAUGAGAAUCUCUCAUCACUGCUGCUGUGUGACAGUCUUAUAGAUGACUUUCACUGAAUCUGAUGCAUUUUUACAUCCCAAGAAAUCAGCAGAAGGAAAUGAUUGAAGUUAGCAAGUUAUUUCACUUUAAAGAACUGCUUUUUGAAGGAGCAAUAAGGAAGUCUUUCUCCUGCUUUUUUCCCUUCCACCAAAUUACUACCACUGACUUUUUCAGAUGACAUUCAUUUGAAUGCAGUGGUAGAAGAAAAAAGGUACUUACCAUAAGUAAUGGUGAGUUAACUCAGGGAUUAAAGAAAUUAAUAAGCUUUCUAAAUCAGUUAUCUACACCAUGACUUAAGUUUUUGUGACAAUCCCUUGCUACUCUAUUCUGAAACUUGCAUUUUGAGGGAGGUAUAUUUAACUCUUACUAGCAAUAUGUAUCUUGUGCACUCAGUUAAUCAAGCAUCUUUUUCCUAAAGGAGCCGGAUUGCUCAGUUUACUGCAGUGAAGUACUUUUCCCUUUUGGUAGCACAGGUUGUCUUACAGUUUAUAUGCAGGAGUACUUUAGAAUGGAAACUUGGUUUAAGAGAAGCCUUUCUGGGUGUGUUGAGCGUGGUUUGAAUGGAAAAGUUGUAUUCUUUGUGUGUAGUAGCAUAGGCCAGAGCCUGCCUAUUUGACCUUCCCAGACAUAUACUCUUCUUUCCAUGCCAGAGAAUGGAACUAGAGAGCAGUAAGCGUUGUUGGUGGGAUUUCUAUAUGUAGGAAAACUGGGAAAAUGUGGAGGGACACAUUAUUUUACGUCUCAGAUUCUUAAUAAAAGACACUAUCUGUUCUUGCUGGUUGAAAGAAGUGCUGAAUUGUUGAGAAAACAGGAUUCUAGUACAUCACUCUUUGAAACUUGCCCCAGAGCCGUCUGUUUAAAUAACUCCUUGCUUUAUAUGGUCUAUCACAGCAUAAAUGUAAUGGGACAAUGUAAUAGAAGGUAAGGCCUUUGAUACAAACAUCCUCAUGAAACUCUUAUGAGACAGUUUUACUCACUUUUUAGUCAUCUUCCAUAAGUCAGCUUCUCCUACAAAAAAAAAAAAAUCAAACCAACACAGAAGCUAUCAAAUGUUACUCUUUUUGGAGAAGAACAUUAAAAUGUGGCUUGUGAAAGGACUUUUUAAGACUAUGCAUUAUCUAAUUUCCACCUAUUAUAUGCUAGUUUUGGCCUAUAAAGGGGGAUCACACUCACCUUUGCAAGUUGCUUUCUUUUUACAUAGGCAACAAUGAACUGAAAUUCUAUUUUUGUUUCAGAGAAUAUUAAACUGAAAAGAUUUAGUUUGAUUUGAACUACUGCAAAUGCAUAUGGCAAAUAGGGACUAUUGGGGGGAACCCUUUGUUUUUAUCAGCUGCAGUUCUUUAAAGGGUCUUGUAGGAGUUUUGUAAAUUUAUUUUGUAUUUAAAAUCAGUAUAAAGGCUGGUCAAAUGUAAUAUAAUUGUGUAAACAAAUUCUGUUAAUAGAAAGAUGUACAGAUUCAUUUUGUACUGUAUCUUUAAUCUUGUGAAAUAAAGAUACCACCUGUGUGGUUACGCUCAGUGUUCACAGUGGUUAUGACAACAGGAUGUGAACCAAGAGGUACCAGUGCUGCUGCCACUUAUUCUGGUAAGUUUUUCUGAGGGCAGUAGUGCUUCAGGCAGUCCUCCACUUCAGAGAGAUGGGUUGCUCACAUUUUUAGUUUUUGGUAGCCAACUUUUUGGUCUUUCCGUGUAACACAGGUUGCAAUUCCAGAUUUUUGAAAAUCACUUGUGAAGAAUAAUAAUUUUUGUGUUCCAAAACACUGAAAUUCUAGCUCUCUGAUUCUUCUGUCAGUUAUUUUCUGUAUUUCCUUUUUCAUAAUUUGGUUUUCUUCAUCCUUCCUCCUAAACACAGGCUGUACUUUAAAAUUAGUUGUUCCACUUCCCAUCUGUUAUUUAUGAAUGUGGCUCAUUUCUGUACAAGAUUCAUAUUGAUUUUUUUUUCAUUCCUUCUAAUUAAUUGCUUUUGCUGCGGGAAAAAAAAAAUAGUUGUAUCUGGUGUGUGUGUGUUUGCAGCCACAAGGGGGUAUUAGACACUAAAUGGUGACUUGGACUUGUUAAAUACUUGAGGUCUCAAAGAUUGGGAAGGGAGUAACUUCCACACUUUCAGUCAUUGCCAUAUCACGGGAGAAUGUGUGUGUGUAUCCAAAAGUGCGUGUGUUUAUACACACACACACACAUAUAAAGAAAGAGAAAAACAAAAAUAUGUUGGUUACAGAAGCUUCAGAAACUUACUUAACAAAAUUAAAUAAUUCAGUACUCUUAUUAUUCUCAUAUUUUUAGAGCAAAAGUUCAAAAUGAAAAAUCAAUGUAGCUUCUGAAAAGACCUGGUAAAGAAUUACUAUCCCUGGACUGUUAAAAAUUUUUUAGUAUGUAAAUCUAUUAACCUGUUAUGCUAGUCUGUCUUCCAACAUUGUUUGGACAUUGUUAUAUGUACACAAUAAAUGUGGACUAGUUGGGCA
Molecule: messenger RNA, 7091 nt
Organism: Myiozetetes cayanensis
Lineage: Eukaryota; Metazoa; Chordata; Aves; Passeriformes; Tyrannidae
Gene: SEL1L
Product: SEL1L adaptor subunit of ERAD E3 ubiquitin ligase
Biological process (GO): ERAD pathway
Cellular component (GO): endoplasmic reticulum membrane
Molecular function (GO): protein binding
Source: RefSeq, a predicted model, not a curated record